AUGUCUACUCAACAAGUACGCAGAUGUAUAUGUGAUGUUUUGGGAGAAGACUUGGAGAACACAGCGCACGAUUGGACCCAAGGUCGCCUAAAGAAACUGCAAAACACCACAUCCACCUUGUAUAACGUUUCACUAAGCAAGGUAAUGCUGAAACAGCACGAAGAGGUGGCAAGGGCGCACCUGUGCGCCUUUCUGGCAGCCGAAAAGCUAUCCGAAAAAUAUGAACCGGACUUACGAUACAGAAGCGACAAGAUUCCGCUCGACCCUCGACAAACCUCUAAAAUGCUCGAUAUUCUGAGAAACACACUCUUGACCGCGUCUCCUGUCAAAAACCUUAGCUGGUCACCCAGUCCGAAGAAAAUGCAACGUAGCCCUGUGAAAAAUGGAGGACGUUUCACUGCGAUCCACCCAAAUGAAAUGCGUAAACAACUAUUCGGAACCCCUACCAAAGGGGGCAGAGACAAAGAAGUUCCCAAUGGCAACUCUGGAGCGCCAAAACAGGGCGCUUCGAAGGAUACAGCUGUCCAAGAUAUCACCUUAAGUCCCAAGCGCACUGCAAGAAGAAAGCUAGUAUUCGAAAUGGAUGAAGCGGAGGACCAGCGGGACGUCACAAUAGCUCAAGAUCCUACGUUGGUGUCUGUUGUACCUGAUGAACCCGAUAAAAUCGAUGAACCGGACGAAGAUUUCGAGCCUGCAUCUACGCAAUCUAGCCCUAGUAAGAGAACUACGUCCCCCAAAAGACGCUUCCAGGCUCCAGAUUUAGAUGCAUCCACAACAUCGGCAAAUCAGCGCAGCUGUUUGCUUUACAAAAAGUAUUAUAAAGUAACUGCCGCAGAGAUAGUAGAACUAUGCAAUCAUUUCGAGCUGCCACGCGACGUUACCUAUCGGAUUCUAGAUCAAUUUUUCGAACAUGCGACGUAUCUCGUAUUCCCGUUUCAACUGGUAUGCGGACUCGUUCUCAAUUGUUGCCAAGUAGUUUUCAAUGAACAGCGUCGUAAAGACCCUAGGGUGACCGAAUAUCUCUAUCAGAAAAUGUGUCUACUUAUGCAGACAACUGAGCUUUCCGAGAUCAAAGAAUCUAUGCGCAUAGUACGAGAACUCAUCGAUUGUGAAAAGUGGUUCCGUAACCUAAAGGUACAGCACGAUUACUACGAUGGAGUUGCUUACGAGGAGGCCAUUGCCAUCAGGCUGGGCAAUAUGCUCCAAAGACCUACAAAUAUUGCCUCUGAUGAGCAAUUUGGAAUCUGGAAGAACCGUUUAGUGACGGAUAUUUCCUUAAGAGAUGGAGCUUGA
Molecule: messenger RNA, 1293 nt
Organism: Lachancea nothofagi CBS 11611
Lineage: Eukaryota; Fungi; Ascomycota; Saccharomycetes; Saccharomycetales; Saccharomycetaceae
Source: the annotation of a GenBank genome assembly